CUCCUCCUUUCUCCCCUUCGUUCUCGACAUGGCACCGGUGAAACAGAAGAGACCUGCAGCAGGCAAGAAGUCCAGAAAGGCCCCAUCAUGGAGGUUUACCUUGGACCUGACCCAUCCUGUGGAGGACGGGAUCCUGGAUUCUGCUAACUUUGAAACCUUCCUGAAGGAACGGAUCAAGGUGAACGGAAAGACGGGGAACCUUGGGAACAUCGUCCAGGUCGGCCGCAUGAAGAACAAGAUUAACGUGACGUCUGAGAAACAGUUCUCUAAGAGGUAUCUCAAGUACUUGACAAAGAAGUACCUGAAGAAGAACAACCUCAGGGACUGGCUGAGGGUGGUGGCGUCUGACAAGGAGACGUACGAGCUGCGCUACUUCCAGAUCAGCCAGGACGACGAAGAGUCUGAGGCAGACGAGUGAAGAACUGCAGAAGAUCUGUGCAGAUUUUUGUUUGUCUGCAAGAGAAUAAAAAUGGCGAUAAAAACA
This is a messenger RNA of Cyprinodon variegatus (sheepshead minnow), 484 nucleotides long. It is a transcript of the gene rpl22l1, whose product is annotated as ribosomal protein L22 like 1. The coding region runs from base 29 to 418 and encodes 129 amino acids. NCBI's taxonomy places the organism in Eukaryota, Metazoa, Chordata, Actinopteri, Cyprinodontiformes, Cyprinodontidae. Gene Ontology annotation, cellular component: ribosome. Gene Ontology annotation, biological process: cytoplasmic translation. Gene Ontology annotation, molecular function: RNA binding; structural constituent of ribosome. The transcript is spliced from 4 exons. The record is from RefSeq and is a predicted model, not a curated record.